Pundamilia nyererei is the source of this 378-nucleotide messenger RNA. Its product is annotated as interferon a3-like. The coding region runs from base 1 to 378 and encodes 125 amino acids. Gene Ontology annotation, biological process: defense response; response to exogenous dsRNA. The record is from RefSeq and is a predicted model, not a curated record. Gene Ontology annotation, molecular function: cytokine receptor binding. Gene Ontology annotation, cellular component: extracellular region. The transcript has 4 exons. Lineage: Eukaryota; Metazoa; Chordata; Actinopteri; Cichliformes; Cichlidae.
AUGAUGAACAGGAUUCUCUUUGCUUGCCUGUUUCUCGCUCUGUCCACUGAAAGCUCCUCGCUAAGCUGCAGAUGGAUGGAUCAUAAAUUCAGACAGCACAACGAAGAAACUCUGAAUCUGCUUGAUACCAUGGCUAAAAACGCCACUAACACCAGUGAAGUGGAGGUCACCGUGGCCUUCCCUAAUCACCUGUAUCACCAGGUGUCCAAAUCAUCAGCUGAGGAUAAACUGGCUUUCAGUGUUCAGAUUCUGGAGGAGGUGGCUGCCCUGUUUGAGGAGGAUCACAGCGCUGCAUCAUGGGAGGACAGCACAGUGAGGAACUUCCUCAAUAUUGUCAACAAACAGGCUGAAGAGCUUCACUCCUGUACUGAGGAAUAA